AUGGCUCGCACCAAGCGAACAGCACGCAAACAGUCAAAGCUAGUUGGCAAGGUUCUGCAAUCCCACGUACAGCGUCGUGCGAUGAACACAGCAAAACCUGCUGUCAUCAUCAAACCACUUCCUAAACCAAUCAGUGAUUUCUGCAUCCCUGUCACGAAGGCCGAGCUGUCUAUGGACCAAUGGAAUGCACGAUCGCCUCACAGGAUCCACUACGGUGUUCCGGAACUGACGAAGUAUGGUGUAGGAGAUAACGCUGAGCAGUGUUUGCGGGUUCCUGUUGUGAAGGACCAUCGGCUUCUCGGCUAUGUGCCCCUCCCCACCAGAUAUAGCUCGUCAUGGGUGUAUCUUUGCUAUUGUGUCGAGUACUGGCUCGCCAUAUGGAAAUGUUGGGAUGUUGAGUCGAAGAAGAAGCAGAGGACGACGAAGAACACAAAUAUAAAAGCCCAGGAGGAGAGAAAGGGUCUGAUUGACAUCGCUCGCAGGAAUGCGUCUGCACGUUUCCUUCAAGCUAUGGUUGCCAGGAGAACCGUUUUGGAGGAGUGCAUAGAUAACGGUGUGAAUGAUGAUGAGCGGAUUAAUUCACUCGACGAGUUCAUGAUUCGCAAUCACCGAGAUUGGCUUUUCUUGGAGUUCGAUGAGUUGCCACACGAUGCGGACAUAUAUUUACAGGCGGAUCCGUUGCACGCGGGGAACAAGAAGCUUUUCGAAUCGGACUGGGGUGUAAAUAUGGACGAUAUCCAGCUGAUGCUUGGCGGGACGGACAAUGCAUGGAUGUCCAAGGGCCUUGACCUCUCGGAGAUGUUCAAGGAAUCCAGAGAUGGAGCACUCGAGGUGUGCAAAAGUGGAGGUAAGGGAACCGACAUCAUAUACGACGAAAACGCGGAAUUGCCAGACAAGUGGCACGAGUCCCAUGAGCCUCCAAUUCGAUUCGUCAGCCAACGAAAGGACGAGUUUCUACGCCAGGGAUUCACCCUCGAUGAACCUCUGGUCUUUUUUUACUAUUGCUUGCGGGCCGAGGAGGAGAUCGAACGUGGAGACUUCCUGAGGGAAAUUAUGGAUAUGCUUGCCACCGACGAGACACAACAACAUUGGUCGUCGUGUGUGGACCAGCUGAUCGACAGCGAGAUAACAUGGAACGACUUCUGUGAUUUGCUGGCUGAGGAGUUAGAUUUGGAGUUGGAUCAGCGGGUCAAUAGUAUGGUUUCAGAUGGUGUCGAACCUGACAACCCGUUUUCCAACUUGGAUGCAAAGAUUGCGUUGCGAGCUUACUUCCGCAACUUGACAAGCAAACCCGAGAGCGCUGCCGACAUGUUUUAUCUGAGCAUCAAUCGAUUUUCUAAGCCAGAUGCCACGGAUCUCGAGGUGUGGGGUUGGGUUCUGGAACAUGCCCAACCCGAAACGGUGACUACAGUGCUGAUGGCAGCACAUAAUUACCGUAGUGACAAACCUAAUGGGCGCAAAGGUGAUGGGACAACUUUCACCGGUCAUACAGAUGAUGCAAACCCAUGCUCACUCGGCCCUUCAUCCGACACACGACCACCACCACCUACUAAAGCUAUGCAAUCCAACAUCGAAGUAGAUGAUGCAGAGGCAGCAUCAAGGGGAAAUGGUCCUGACAAUAUUGUUAUGGACAGCGAACAGUCUGCAGCUAGCUCACAUGGCCAUGUUCAUUCGAACGCUGGCGAGAAACAGGGGGAUCAGUUAACAACACCACCGAACACCCCUCCUGAACAUACUUCUGACGCCAUCUUUGAAUAUCAGGAUGGUUCGCAAUUCACUGCAGAACGCGAGGAAGAUGGCAGGUCGACAGGAAACGACAACUUCAUCCCAGAAUCACUAUUCUCCUUGGCGAAUGUGCAACGGGCCAUUGAAGCUUUCGGUUACGAUGGCAUCUCGUUCAAUGAGUUCCGUAACAUAUUGUUGACCGACAUCCCCCCUAUCCAUGUAAAAACAGUACACGAUGUCCUGCAGACGCUUCAUCCUGGUCGUACAGACAUGAAGACACUCAACACCUUGCUCAAGACGUUGCAAGAGGAAGAGGAAGAGGCAUUGGCAAUGAGAGAUACUCGUUUUUGCUUGUUUGUAACCCUUGUGUAUCAUCUCUAA
Molecule: messenger RNA, 2106 nt
Organism: Suillus subalutaceus
Lineage: Eukaryota; Fungi; Basidiomycota; Agaricomycetes; Boletales; Suillaceae
Exons: 6
Coding region: 1-2106 (701 amino acids)
Source: RefSeq, a predicted model, not a curated record